AUGACCGGAAGACCAAGACACGAUUGGUUCCAAAGCGACAGCGACGUCGUCUUAACGAUUCUGAAGCGCAACGUACCACUGGAUGAUUGCCACGUGGAAAUCUCGAAUGAGAACAAGAUCACAGUGAAGCAAGGCGACGAGAUUCUAUUCGAAGGAACACUUUUCAGUGAAGUGAAGAAUAAUGACUUCACUGUUCAGUGCACCACUGCCAAGAUCGAGAUCCGUCUGCCGAAACUCAUCCGUCACCAACGCUGGAACUCUCUUCUCAGCGACGGUCAAGGAGGCGCUCCAACCGCUCCGAUUGCCAUCCCGAUUCCUCCCAGCAGCACACCGUCAACCACUGCUACAACGAAGAAAAAUUGGGAUGCGAUUGAGAAAGAAGCGGUGAAAGCGGAGGAAGACGAGAAGUUGGAAGGCGACGCCGCUGUCAACAAAAUGUUCCAAAAAAUCUACGCAGACGCAUCGGACGACGUUCGACGUGCCAUGAUGAAGAGUUAUUCUGAAUCGAAUGGCACCGUCUUGUCGACCAAUUGGAAUGAGAUCAGCAAGAAGAAGACGGAAACUCAGCCACCUGCGUGUAUGGAAUAUAAGAAAUUUUGA
Messenger RNA from Caenorhabditis remanei, 600 nucleotides. RefSeq lists its product as uncharacterized. The coding region runs from base 1 to 600 and encodes 199 amino acids. The transcript is spliced from 3 exons. Gene Ontology annotation, molecular function: protein-folding chaperone binding. NCBI's taxonomy places the organism in Eukaryota, Metazoa, Nematoda, Chromadorea, Rhabditida, Rhabditidae. The record is from RefSeq and is a predicted model, not a curated record.